Molecule: messenger RNA, 4539 nt
Organism: Fusarium sp. VM40
Lineage: Eukaryota; Fungi; Ascomycota; Sordariomycetes; Hypocreales; Nectriaceae
Source: the annotation of a GenBank genome assembly
AUGGAGACCAGUGAAUAUGAGACGAAUACAUUAUCGAUAAACAACAUCGCGUCAAUAGCCUUUCGUAUUUACGAGCCAUCGUCAGACCAAUCGCACACCUUCCAAUCGUCCGCUCUCGAGAUCCAAAGUGCGCUGCGUGAUCAAGGGAAACUUGUUUCAUAUGACACCGAUCGAAUAGGAAUAUGGGUCUUCCAAAUCAUUAGCAAAGAUGGAGCAAGCAAGACGGUCAGUUUUGCCCAAGGAGCCAGUCUCGAAGCUUGCGGCUACACGCUAGGAAUGGUAGAUGAGGGCACACUCGAACCUGUAGCUUUACAAAAGAGCCGCACCCCAGGCAACACUACGCAGAACUCCUCGAUUACUUCGACCGUAUCUCCUGCUGAAACAACCCAGCGUACUCCCCUUAUUUCACCGACACAGACCGCUGCUGGAGGAUUCUCAGAAGCUAGCUCUCAACCUUUAAACCAGGUUGCCGAUAAUCGGACGACGCAGCCAGCACCGAAGAUCGUUUACGAACAGUUCAUAAUCGCGGCAAUAUCCUCCGUAACAAUUGCGUUUUGCAGCCAGUCUAUGGCAAUCCCUCUCAACUACAGGACAAUAUUGAUCCCACCAUUGCAAGCCGAUGCAAACGAACAUGAAAGAGGCUCUUUGCAAGCCGAUCCCGUUAUCGGUACAUUCAAAACCUACAUCACAACCACUGGCUCCCUUGUUAUCAGCCUUUAUUUCUCGCAUUGCAAGAACUUGGCCAUGGCGGAGGAUGCGUAUGGUGGAGAUUCCUCUUUGCCGAGCAGCUCGAUUUUAGCUGCCCCCUAUGGUGUUUUUGCAACAAAGCAGAACUUUACGAAUGGGGAUGGGGAUCGAAGUUAUGCACAGACGCCAAACACCCAAGCCUUGAGUGUUAGAAGUAUACCAGACACAACUGAUUCUCUUUGGAAGCAUUCAUGCCUCAAAGCACUCGAACAUUGCGGGCUCAACUCAUCCAGUUUCAAAGCAAGUUCCUGGGUCAAUCUUCUCAUCACUAAGCCAACUUCGCAAGAUGCAGAUGGAGAACCGAAACGGUCUCGAGCGACCGUUCCAUGGCCUCGAGCACUCUGUUUCCGAAAGAAGCCCAUGGAGGUGUCAACGACACACCGUAUUGGGGAUACCAUACUAAGUGGCCAUGAGGAGUGCCAUGAUCCUUUGGGUGAUGCUCGUGGAUGGUUCGCGAGUUCGUCGGAAAGGGAAGAGAGGAUCUCCAAACGCAAAGCCGAGCGGACUCUUGCUAUCCCUAAGGAAGUGAACGGUGCUAACACACAAGCUCAAAACAUCAAUGGACAGUCCCCCUUAGCAAUGCGGCGACCCAGCACUGCCGCUGCUGCUGGUGUCAUGUAUCCGACACCUCCUGAUGCAAUUCAGCAACAUCUUGGCGUCACUCCUUCUAUCGACGGGGCGAUUUCAAGCCCCAACAACCCGCCCCCAACUCUUGCAGUUGUUGAUACUGAUAUUAUGAUGCCAACAGCGACACCGGUUGCUGACGCUGACCAUGAUGGAUGGGGAGGUCAUCAUGAACAAAAGAGAGAACGAAGCGAUAGCAAUGCCAUCCCUGACUCAGAUGACAUAAUGAACGGCAUGGGCGAGGACGUCUUUGGUGACCACGAUGUGACGGAGGAUGAUUUCAACUUCUUCGAUGGCCCGGACGCCAAUGACUUGGAUAUUGAUAUGGUCGAUUUGCAGCCAAAUCUUCCUCCUCAACAAGCGAUGCCUCCGCCGAUAGUAUCACAACCAGAGCCCCAGAAAGGUUUUGUGCCACAACCUGAAGUCAAGCCAAAAACCAAGACCAAUGAUUCUGUGUUUGCUAAGCCAGAGCUGAAGCAUGCCCGAAGCUCACUUAACGACGAGAUUAACCACAGGGUUAAGAUUGAGCGACCGCACUCCAACAAGCGCGGAUCAAGCCCCUUUGAUCCAGCCACUGUUUUCAAACGAGUUCGGGCCUCUCUGGCUAGUCCUACACAAGAGGGCUUUGGUCUUCAGCCACCAUUUCGAAGAAAAAGCAGUAUUUUUGAAAAGGUCGAGUUCGACCCCAAGAUUCCCUUAAUUAACAAGAAGUACGAACAUGGUGGUGCUUUUGACUUUUCAAAGGAUCAGUGCAGUGAAGAUUCAAGGCGUGAUGCUCGAAGUCUUUCCCGAGACGAGUAUCUUGAACGGCAAGGAAAACUCAAGCCUGAUUCGAAGCCGCUCCCCGGUGGCUCUCUGAUCCGAAGCCUGACUGGUGUGGAUGGGCCUACUGCUCAUGCUAGCUCUCAGAGACUGAAUGGAAAUGCAUUUCUUUCAGAGGACAGUGAUAUUGAUUCCGAUGGGGAUGACUUGAGCUCGCUUUCUGGUGGACCCGUUUCGCCUGUCAAGUCUAGCGUGAAACGAACAGUGGUUGAUGAUGAUGCUCUUUCGCAAGCUACAACGUCGAGAGAGGCAGAUCUGGCAGAUGAUGCCGCCGAAGAGCAACUUGCCAUUGAGCUCCCCAAAUUGUCAAAGGCGGAGUCGCCAGAAAUGCUACUGCACCGUUUCUUCUCGGACCCGGAGCCACUCAAUGUGGAUGUAGGACUUUCCAACCAGGACUUUGUUGAGGUUGCACAAAUCAUCACUGAACAGGCUGCCACUGGACGACUUGAAAUUGGCAUUGACCAUAAGAACGAUUCAUCACUUUCGCUCGCAACUUUGAGAGGCCAUGAAUUGGGCAUUGCCCGUAGCUCGCUUCAACUGCUUCAUAACAUUAUUCCACCCAAUCUAGGGAGUGCUACAGCCGUGCGGUUGAAGGCUUUGCUUGAGAUUCAAGAUCUUCCACUUGUGGGACAACCGAACCGUCUCCAGCCCCGACCGAUACCAGGCAGAGAUCCUAACUCUGAGCACCUGAGGGCCAACAACCUAUACCAAAUUCCUGUGCCUCAUCUUGAAGUUCGCAGAUCAGAGACGAAACUCUCAGUGCUUCCAUCAUCAGUACAAUUCUGGGAAGGCCUUGGACUGUCACCUUCAUGGGGAACAAAAGACAUCACCGCGCUCUGCAUAUUUCCAGGUUGGAAAGGGAUGGCUGAUCAUGUUGGAAGUUUCAUCAGCCGCUUGAAGAGUGUAUAUGAAUCUCUAAAACUGGGCAAUUUCAAUAACCUGGCCUUGUCUGGAGACUGGGAAGAUGGCGUCUUGCCAUAUGAGGUUGAUAGGAUCUCAACCUCACCUGACGCAACUGUCACGGGCCAUGGCUCUGCCCUCGUGGAGAGUAUGGAAGUGCUCCGAAGCUCUCUAUCGGAGUGGAAGUCUAAGGACAAAAACCUGGUCAUCUACUUUGUUUAUUCACCCGACAACCCAGCCUCUAUCAUUGAAGCAUGCACCGCCUUUUACCGUUGUUUCGACGAGUAUAGUGAACUCUUGGCAGCUCGUCGGGAAUCUCCCCAAAAUGAGUUGGUACUGCAGCUGGUGUCGUCGGAGCUGAUUUCAUCUACAGCGUCGCUGGUUGUGCCCAGCCCCGCAGAGAUGAUCAAACUCUGUCUGGAGACAUACGACAGAUGCACGCUGUUUCUGGACUUUGAAUUUGGAGGUCCGACUCCUGCUCCAGCGAUCAUGCUUGAACAGCCUCCGCCUCGAAUGAUAGAUUUCAAGCUUACAACUUCGCCUUCUCAGUCUCUCAUGCAUGAGAAUUCGUGUCUUCAUGUUGGAUAUGCUGAAAGUCUUGACGGCCGGUGGAUUACAGCUGCAUGGACCGAUAACCGCGGACAACGGCAAGCGACUACAUCCUACUCAAUCACAAGGAGCAGAACCCCUGACCGCACUACUUCUCUACACAAACAGGCCAUCAUGGCUGAAAUUUGGGCGACGACACUGACCAUGAUGGCGGUUUGGAAAGUUCAUUGGCGAGUGAUUAUUACCAAGUCAGGGCCCAUGGACCAGAAGGAAGUGGAGUGGUGGCAAACAGCAUCGACACUGGACGACAAACACUCCUUUACCAUGAUCCUGAUGUCUGUAGAUACCAACCCAUCUCUACAGCUUGUGCCACCGGCUGUGAGGGUUCCCCAUGCGGCAACUUCGGCGUUCUACUCGACCCCGGCAUCUACACCCCAAGCCAGUAUCGUUUCGCCGGAGCAGACCACGACUCCAGCAACCCCCAUGCGCGAAAACAUGACCUUGGCUGCUACACCAGGUGCAGAUACUGCUACAGAAGCAGAUGCUGACUCUUUCCUGAUCGACGCCACUGAUCAGACAUGGGGCGCUAUUGUCGGACAUAGACUCGGCAAUUCUACCACGCUGCUGGAGGUGAGACCCGCACUUGCCAGCGGUUACUUGAUUAAACGGACGGGAAUAAAACUCGAGGAUCCACCUGUGGUGAUGGAGGUCAAUCUCGUUCAUACAGAGGCCACUCCUCGUGCAUAUGAACCUCUUUUGAGAGAAAUGUUGUGCUACUUCAGGGGUUUAGGGACCCUAGCCAGGGCACGAGGUGUCGUAGACCGCGAGAUGGAUGUUCGGCCUUGGCAUAUUGCUGCAGCGGAGAAGGGCGUGCGGGCGCUGCAUCUGUUGCUAUAA